Haliotis rubra (blacklip abalone) is the source of this 1190-nucleotide messenger RNA. RefSeq lists its product as uncharacterized. NCBI's taxonomy places the organism in Eukaryota, Metazoa, Mollusca, Gastropoda, Lepetellida, Haliotidae. The coding region runs from base 90 to 929 and encodes 279 amino acids. The record is from RefSeq and is a predicted model, not a curated record. The transcript is spliced from 7 exons.
GGAUCGUCCUGAAACUUUGUGUUACAGCCUUGGUACUAGUGACCGGUGCAAGAGCACAGGUUGACAUUUGCGAUGAUGUAUCUGUGCUGAUGGCUACCCCAACGCCCCAGAUACUCACCUCUGUGAGCAUAGAGACGAAUGAAUAUACUCGUGUAUUGUGUACAGUCCAAAUCACGGUACCAGUCGGCUCGUCUUUGAAACUGAACUUUACGUCAGUUAUCAAUCCCAACCCGGAUCCCAUUGAAAUAUACCGAAUAGAUCCGUCCGUCAGUCGCAGACGUUAUGUCGGAGUCUCCAUGAAUAUUCGGUUCGGCUAUGGCCCACCCAUCUACGUCUUUUCUGGAUCUGUCUACGUCGGUAUAGAAUAUGACGUCUUACCAAGUACAACAUUUAUCAUGGAAUAUCAAGAAGUGGCCUUCGAGGAGAACAUCUGUACUUUGAUGCCUCUGCUACAAGCUGACACCACUGUCCGGGAAAUUGUGACGCCUAACUUCGGUAACGGUCCCUAUUUUGACAAUGAAGAGUGCCAAGUGACGAUCCAGAGCAACGUCCCUGGCGCCAGUGAAGUAAAGGUGGAAGUGACGUUCCACGUGAUGGAAUGUGAUUAUGACACCAUAACAAUAUGUGAUGGUGUCUUUUGUCAUAAUUUGUGUCGGUCCAAUCCAGGCAUCUUCCGUGGUACCAAUGUUUUGGUCCGUCUUUCAUCAGAUUUUGUCUAUGCCAAAUUGGGUAUGAGAUUAGAAUACAUCACAGACUUAUCGGACUGGACAUCGUGGGUGAGCACGGGGUGUCAUGCAAACCGGAACUGUGACUUGUUUGUCAACGACACAAGGAGAAGGAAUUGUCUCAUCGACAUCUGUAUGGAUGAGCCCGUCCAGGAACGAACCCGGGUCUGCUCAACGUUCUGUGCUGAUUGCCUUCUCCCUUAAUAGGUCCUGUCUGACAGAUUACGAAGAACAAUAUUGCGAAGAGGGAUCCAAAAUAUGGUUGCGCAGUCAAUACUGACUCGGGAGAUUUCGUUAAGAGAGGGAACCACAAUUCUGAAAAUGCUUUGGUGUUUAUACUGACACUUGUUAGUUAAUUUGUGAGGAAAAACCGCAAGGUAUCAGGUUAUAUAUCCUUUGAAGCUAUAACUAUCUUGGAGGGCCAACGACUAUUUUCAUGCUCUUUUCUUUUAACUUAUGUUUCUG